Centropristis striata (black sea bass) is the source of this 543-nucleotide messenger RNA. RefSeq names its product NADH:ubiquinone oxidoreductase subunit B (gene ndufb6). The transcript is spliced from 4 exons. The record is from RefSeq and is a predicted model, not a curated record. The coding region runs from base 92 to 475 and encodes 127 amino acids. Lineage: Eukaryota; Metazoa; Chordata; Actinopteri; Perciformes; Serranidae. Gene Ontology annotation, biological process: mitochondrial ATP synthesis coupled electron transport; mitochondrial electron transport, NADH to ubiquinone.
UCUAACCGUUUCCGCUUAUUUUCUCGCAAAGGGAAGUGUCCUCCAUUAUGUCAUUGUAGGUCUGUUUGGGUUGAUUAUCAAGAAACAAGCAAUGCCUGGGUACACACCAGACGAAAAGCUUCGCUUAGACCAGCUUACGAAGCUCCGGAGACAAUGGCUGAAGGACCAGGAGCUCAGCCCGAGGGAGCCCGUGCUGCCAGCUGAAAAACCGGGGCCCGUCGCCAGGUUCUGGACUCGCUUUCUGCAGCCCAAGAGCCUUUGGAGGAUUUACACCCACAAAGCUGUCACAGGCGGAGUUAGCACAAUACUAUCACUGUUGGUGCCAAUGUGGGUCAUCCACUACACUGUUAAAUACCACGUUGCUCCAAAGCCAUAUGGCAUUGUGUCUACUAAACCAAGGCUGUACCCUGGUGACACCAUUGUGGAAACGGGUGAAGUUCUUCCUGAUCUUCCCGAGAGCCAUGGCCAUCACUGAAGUUGAAAUAUUUAAAUAAUCUUCUGUUGUAAAAACUGUUUAUAUGCCAAUAAAAUACUACAGAGUAA